Pyricularia grisea is the source of this 318-nucleotide messenger RNA. RefSeq lists its product as uncharacterized. Lineage: Eukaryota; Fungi; Ascomycota; Sordariomycetes; Magnaporthales; Pyriculariaceae. The transcript has 3 exons. The record is from RefSeq and is a predicted model, not a curated record. The annotation marks the transcript as partial.
ACUGCGAAUAGGCUGGUAAGGCAAAUCGCUGGCGUCAAAGGCACCGACACACUACUACGCUGCCCGAAAGUGUCUUCCACAUUUCAGUAUCUAACUGGGGGAUAUUGCGAGAAGGAUGCAUGCAAGUUUAAAUAUUUGCGAAAGCACGGAUUUUUGUCAUCAAAGGAGCUCUGGGAGAGAAUGCAUAUGCUUACACCAUGCCUGUGUAAACUCAUUAUGAACAAUAGGGUCCUGGGCAAUAUGGCUAACCAGAAUCGCAGUAUGCGGAGUAUGGGGGGUAUGAGGGGCAAUGUCGACCAGGGUUAUGGGAAUGAGUGA